AUGUCUGUCUCUAGAUUCCGUCACUCCACGGGGCAUGUGGCAAAGCCUCAGCGGCAGCUUCUAAAUGUGACAUCGUCAACUGCUUUAUGGGAUGGUAGCAACACUAUUUCAUGCAACGAUAAAUUCGUUGCAGUCCCGUGGCAAACCCUAGGUGGAACUGCUGUUUUCAAGCAUGAUGUCUCCGGAAGACUUGCGCCAAACCCACCCAUUGUACUUGGUCAAGAGGGUCCAAUCAUCGACGUCAAGUUUGACCCCUUCGACAACCAAAAGCUCUUUACUGCCAGCGAAGAUGGCAGCAUCUUCGGCUGGGGUAUUCCAACAGAUGGACUGAAAUCGAACAUAUCCUCUCCACUAGUGGAGCUGAAGGGACACCGCAAAAAGUGUGGCAUAAUGUCAUUCCACCCCAGCGCAAAAGGUGUUUUAGCCUCGGCAGGUGUCGACAGCGUGAUUAACGUGUGGGAUGUGGAGAGAGGCAUCGCUGUUACGACCAUCAGUAAUCUUUCUGACUACGCCACUGGACUAGAGUGGAAUCUACAGGGGUCUCUGUUUUGUACGACCUCUCGCGACAAAGUGCUUCGAACGAUUGAUCCUCGUAACUCCACAGUAGUGUCAUCGGUGGAAAGCCACGCCAGUGCCCGCUCACAGCGGUGCGUCUGGUGCAAGCGAAAGGACACCAUAAUAACACUCGGCUGCAACAAAAGUCAGCAGCGUCAAAUAAAGCUGUGGGAUACGCGAAAGUUGGAAAAGGCCUACUCAGUCGUCGACCUCGACCAGUCGAGCGCCACAUUUAUACCAGUGUACGAUGAGGAUAUAAAUCUACUAAUCCUCGGCAGCAAGGGCGAGAGCAACGUGAAGUGUUUUGAGCUGAUGGAUGAAGGCCUCACAUUCAGCUACGAGAUGAGCUCGCAGGAUCCUAUGAAGGGUCUGUGCAUAAUGCCGAAGUGGUCCCUAGACGUGAGGAAAUGUGAAUUUGACCGUCUGUACCAGCUGACAUAUCACAGUCUUUUGACCAUCGAGAUGCUGCUUCCUAGGAAACAAUCUUGCAUAGAGUUCCAAAGGGAUGUGUUUCCUUCCACAUUUGCAGACCACUCUGCAAUCUCGGCCGAUGAGUUCUUCAGGGGUACUAACGCUACUCCCCGUGAGUACGACUUGUCUGACUUAUUUAAUGGUCUGUCGCCGCGCCUGCUGGGAGAAAGCAAGUCUUCCUUUCAGAAGACUCCUGUGGCGGCGCAAGCAGCAAAAUCACCAAUGAAGGAGCCAAAGGAGGAGACCGUCAAGAGGAGCGAACACUGCGCUGUCUCCACCCCAGCGCCACACGAGGGUGAUGCAUCCUCAACCAACGACAGGACAACAACCCACGUGGAUCCGUGCGGCAACAUGGAGCAGGAGGAGAAUUUCCAUCGAAAGAAGCGCUUCCAAGAGCUACUGGAAAAAGUUCGGACUUGCCACCAGGAGAUUGAAACUCUUCGAAAAGCACUUCAAGAAAAAGAGUCACAAAUGUUGAAAGUGUUAGAGGACAUCCAGUCAAUGUAA
This is a messenger RNA of Leishmania braziliensis MHOM/BR/75/M2904, 1533 nucleotides long. Its product is annotated as putative coronin. Gene Ontology annotation, biological process: actin filament organization. Gene Ontology annotation, molecular function: actin filament binding. The coding region runs from base 1 to 1533 and encodes 510 amino acids. The record is from RefSeq and is a predicted model, not a curated record. NCBI's taxonomy places the organism in Eukaryota, Euglenozoa, Kinetoplastea, Trypanosomatida, Trypanosomatidae. The transcript has a single exon.